AUGGAGGUCAAGGAGCUCAGGACAAUCGGCAACCGGACAUGGGCGGGACAGAUGUUUGGGCACUGGCGGCAAGCAAAAAAUGACGACCAUUGGACCAAGUCGAUCAUGUCCAACCGAAAUGCCUACUUCGCUGGCUUCCACUACCCGGGAGCUUGCAGGGACGUAGGGGGUAGACGAUGGGGCGAGAAUCCGCACGCAAACCUGUGGCGUAUCAAUCCAAGCGUACUCGCCAUGCAUCACUACCGAGGGAAGGUAUCGUCGGUGAAAAACCCGAAGUCCAACGUCGCAGAAGACGACGAGUACGGCAUGCGUCUUUUUCCCGCGGUCUUGGACGGCCUACGGUCAAGGAAGGCAGACGAGAUCGUGGAGAGGGAAUGCGGCUUCCGUCCGUCCAUGGCUGUCGAGUAUGUAGAGGGUCCUGAGGAGGAGGGACAGGUAGCCGUUGUGGGAGUGCCAGUGAAGGGAGAUAAGAAGGAGCGACGUUUGACAGAGUCUUAA
Molecule: messenger RNA, 498 nt
Organism: Nannochloropsis gaditana CCMP526
Exons: 1
Coding region: 1-498 (165 amino acids)
Source: RefSeq, a predicted model, not a curated record